Prorocentrum cordatum is the source of this 1552-nucleotide messenger RNA. Lineage: Eukaryota; Dinophyceae; Prorocentrales; Prorocentraceae. The record is from the annotation of a GenBank genome assembly.
GUCGUCGUCGUCGUCGUCGUCGUCGUCGUCGUGACCGUCGUCGCGGAGACGGCUGCCAUGGCGACGAUGCGCUGGCGCCGCCGCCGGCGACGCCGCCGCGGCCCCGCGCAUGGCGCCAGCUGGGGCCCCUUGGUGGCACCCCGACCGCCCCCCCACUUAUCCCGGAGGCUUCCGAGGUGCCUGUCGGACCCCCCGCAGGCUCCAAGGUGCCCUGAAUGCGUGCCAAGAGGGCCUUCCGUAGCGAUUUUGGCUCGAGGCAGGUGGAGCGGAGCAGACGUCAUCUGCCCAGCCUUGCGUUUCUGUCCACAACGGUCAAAGUCGAUAGCCAGAGUGUGUUGCUGAAGUGGGGUUCUGCGGUAAGGAUGGCGGGAGCCCAUGACACGACAAUCGGUUAUUUGUGUUGCCUCAUAUCAUGCUUGGGCUUCGGCAGCAACUACCUGUUCGUGAAGAGGGUCGACGUGAAAGACGGGAUGUUUUUCACGCUGUGCCUUUCCUUCGGCGUCUGGUGCAUUGGUGUUUUGCAGUGGAUGAUAUCGGGAUUGUAUGCUUUCGAGCCUUUUGCUAUGCUGGGCGGCAUGUUGUGGGCCAUCGGCAACUUGUGCGUGCCAUUCAUCAUCCAUCAUUGCGGCCUCGGGAUAGGACAGUUGGUGUGGAGCGUGACAAACAUGCUAACGGGCUGGGCCUCGGGAGCUUUCGGGCUAUUCGGGAAGGAUAAGGACCAUGUCGCCCAUGCCAGUCUGAAUUACGCUGGUGUGGCCAUGGCCAUAAUGUCAUUGGGCCUGUUCAAGCUGAUUAAGGGAACGUCCAGCGAAGCUUCACAGGAGGGCCUUGUCAACACCACGUCCAGCCCCUCUGCCAGAGGGUUUGCGAAGGGCUUCGCCGUCGCUCUCGUGUGCGGCGCAUUCUUUGGAUCUAACUUCAAUCCGCCGACGUACCUGCAGCAGAUCGGUCAGCGGGACACGGACGCUGGGCUGACACCGCGCCACUCGCCAGACGCCACCGACUAUGUCUUUUCCCACUUCAGCGGGAUCUUUGCCACCACGGCCGCCGCCUUCGCCGUCGCUGCCGCCAGAGGGCACGUCCAUACAGGCCGCGAGAUGGUCCUGCCUGGGAUCUUGUCUGGGGCCUUGUGGGGCAUCGCCCAGGUUGCCUGGUUCAGGGCCAACGGCGUGCUCUCGUACGUUGUCGCGUUCCCCAUCAUCGUGGGGGUGCCAGGCAUCAUUGCUGCCUUGUGGGGCGUGGUGCUGUUCGGAGAGAACCGGGGGAGGCACAACCUCUCCGUGCUGGCACUCGUCAUAGUGGUGCAGGUGGUGGCCGUCUCGCUCAUCGCUGCAUCGAAGGGCUGAGCCAGCUCAGCGUGCUUCCCUGCGGCCUGCUGGCGCGGCCGCCCGUUGCCGUAGCGCGCCUCGGGCGGGCCAGUCAGCGAUCAGCAAAGGCGGGCCAUCCUGCACUGCUUGCCUUUGCUGCUGUUCUCUACUCCUAUGCUGCUCUCCUCCUCCUAAACCACGGGGCGACCUCUCGCGCUGGCAAACAAAAGUAGUGCCCGACAGGC